AUGGCGGCUUUUCGAAAGCCGGUGUUGCUUGGUCUUCGGGACGCAGCAGUGCACGGCUGUCCCAAGGGACCCGGUGCCUGGACCGCUAGCAAGCUAGGCGGUGUCCCGGACGCUCUACCUGCUGUGGCAACUCCGAGGCCGGUGUGCGGACGCUGCGGACAGCUGCUCGCCCUGGCAGUUCAAGUGUACUGCCCACUGGAAGGCUCCCCCUUUCAUCGGCUGCUGUAUGUGUUUGCCUGCGCCCGCCCCAAUUGCGAGAGCGGCGGCAGGUAGGCCUGGAAGGUGUUCCGCUCCCAGUGCCUGCAGAUCCGAGAGAAAGAGGCUCAAGAUUCUCAGAAACAGGAACAUAGCCUUGUAACUGAGGACUGGUGUGAAGGUGCUGAUGACUGGGGGAGUGACAGUGAACAGACGCCUUUACCACAGGCUACUUUGGACUUUGGAAAUGAUUCAAACAGUGCCAAACCCACAGACUGGUCAGCUCAGCUCCAGAAUCUCAGCCUGCAGGAUGCUGGGCUAGGUGCUGCUCAUCACGGACCUCCUGGGGAAGAACUGCCCUUGCCUACGGUGCCACAGUUCCUGCCCUACUACAUCUGUGUUGUGGACGAGGAGGAUUAUGGGAACUUUGUCAAUCUAGAUCAUGCCCACAGCCUCCUGAGGGAGUAUCAGCAGAGAGAAGGCGUUGACAUGGAACAGCUGCUUUCCCAAAGUCUUUCUAGUGAUGGUGAUGAAAAAUAUGAAAAGACCAUGAUUAAAAAUGGAGAUAAGAUGUUUUACAAGUUUAUGAAGAGGAUUGCAGCUUGUCAGGAACAAAUCUUGAGGUAUUCCUGGAGCGGAGAACCACUCUUUUUGUCCUGCCCUACUCCAGACGUCAGCGAGCUGCCAGCCUGCCCCCACUGUGGAGGCCAACGGAUAUUUGAAUUUCAACUUAUGCCAGCACUGGUCAGCAUGCUCAGAAGUCCUCAUUUAGGUCUUUCUGUGGAAUUUGGAACAAUUAUAAUUUACACAUGUGAGAAAAGUUGCUGGCCUCAAAAUCAUCAGACUCCCAUGGAAGAAUUUUGUAUUAUACAAGAUGACCCAGAUGAAUUAUUAUUCAAGUAG
Chrysochloris asiatica (Cape golden mole) is the source of this 1098-nucleotide messenger RNA. RefSeq names its product programmed cell death 2-like (gene PDCD2L). The record is from RefSeq and is a predicted model, not a curated record. Gene Ontology annotation, cellular component: cytoplasm. The transcript has 7 exons. Lineage: Eukaryota; Metazoa; Chordata; Mammalia; Afrosoricida; Chrysochloridae.